This is a messenger RNA of Polypterus senegalus (gray bichir), 9264 nucleotides long. RefSeq names its product SHC (Src homology 2 domain containing) transforming protein 1 (gene shc1). The transcript is spliced from 12 exons. The record is from RefSeq and is a predicted model, not a curated record. Gene Ontology annotation, molecular function: receptor tyrosine kinase binding. NCBI's taxonomy places the organism in Eukaryota, Metazoa, Chordata, Cladistia, Polypteriformes, Polypteridae. Gene Ontology annotation, cellular component: plasma membrane. Gene Ontology annotation, biological process: intracellular signal transduction; cell surface receptor protein tyrosine kinase signaling pathway. Bases 1963 to 3855 code for a protein of 630 amino acids.
GAGGACUAAACUGGUGUCGUGUUGCUCUUGUGGUUUGAUUUUUCCUGUAAACACGCCUCUUUCCUUGCCUCUUUCACUUCCUCCCUAUCCUUUUUUUAAUUAUUUCCCAGCUUGCACACAGAGUGCUGUCAGGAGAAGAGAGGGAGGUUUCGCGUGUGUGUAUGUGACAGUGAGAGAGAUCUUGUAGCCGCGGGCAGAGGAAGGUCUGACAGUUUACAGGCCCCUGAGCACGCAAGAGGAGGGCUGAAAGCUGGACUGCCACUCUUUGUUUUUUCUGUUUGCUUUCUUUUCUGUUCCUGGUUGGCAUUUAUGUUUGGCUGCUUGCACCUGUUUUUCUUACUUGGGAGUCUAGAAUUGUUUUUGUGUCAAAAAAGGAAGCCACACUGUACUUUAUACUUGUGGAUUUUUCUGUGUCAGAAUUGGUUGUACAUUUUCCUUUUUUUCUGCUUUUAACAGUCUAAGGAAAACGCAGUUUACCUUUGCAUGAACCGUCUCUUUUGGAUACUGAAUUCUCCUGCAAGAUCUUUUUGACUUUUGGCUGGCAGCAUUAUGAUCCAAGUGGUGGGAGGGUUCAAAUCUGCCUGCCUUGAAAUCUGCCAGUGUAACAUCCUACAUAUAUCGAAGGAGCUAAAUUUUAAAAACUGGACAUUUUUUAACCCAUAACUCUGCAUUGAAGGAACCUUGACAGGUCUCCAUUUGAAGAAGAUAAAAGCAGAUUGCGGAUAAUGCAUGGCUGCAUAUGCUUCGACAUAGAUGGGCAAAGGAUGUAGACGAGGGUGCAUAGCUAAUUUGCUGGGGUGUGGGGCUGGGAUUGCUUGGCAGGUAUAGUGUGUUUGGCCAGUUGUUUAUGCCAGAAAAGCUAAAAGGCAAAUGCAUUUUUUAUUUUCUUAAGCAUUUAAUACAGUGUUCUUCGUCAACACAAAAAAAUCCACAUUUUUAAAAUUUCCUAGAGCUUUCUAGCACAAAGAACUGGUAGUUUAAAUAUUAAAUGAUUGUAAGAGGUAGCCUUGAGGCUAGAAGUUUUUAUGUUGACCUCAGCAGUGACUCUGCAUAUAUUUUUAGAGGCAUUGCACUGGAGGUGAGAUGAUCAUCUUUGAGAUGGACUGACCGGUGUGGCAGCUGCUUACCAUACAAGCAAUUUGAUGUUGUGUAUAAUGUAAAGCUAAACCAAAGGGAGAGGAAGAAGGAACACAUUUGCUUUGUUGUUCUUAUUUUACCACAGAUGCCAACGUCUAACGGUUUUUGUAGAAUUAAAUAAAGUAUAUGGUGCCUAAACUGGGGCAAGGUUUAAUGAGGAGACAAAGGUCAAAGCAACAUUUUGUUGUAUGGAUCCAUUUUGAAAGAGGGGAGUAUUUUACAUUGUUUUCCAGACAGGAUUAUUUACAAUGCCAUAGUCCAUCAACCCUUCCAAGCUGCUCAGGACAGUAUUGUAUCUGUUAGCAUUGUAACCAGAUGGUAUUUUUUUAAAAGCAGACUUUGUCCCUUUUACAAAGAUGGCAAUAUGUUUAAAGUUUUGAUGCCACUGACACACAUUAUUGUGGAGAACCUAUGCCAUAAAGCUUUUGUUUGUUUGUGCUGUAGAAUUUGUACUGGAUUUAAAUUGUUGGAAGUUCAUGCUAAAUUGUGUACAUGAGACACAAAGUAGUGGCCAACAGGUCUUUAUCGCCCUAUUCUAGAUUUUGCCUCAUUAUUCUUCAUGUGUUAAUUUCUGUUUUGUUAGCUGUAUAGUCAGAUUCUAUAGUGAAGACUGUAUCACAGUGUGCCUUGGGUAUGUGUGAAAACAUCUCUGAUCAAUAAGCAGUGCUUUAAUAUGUCACAAAGACUGUGUUCCACUUCACUUUGGAGAUAUUCAGGAGACCAACAGAAUGACAAAGAUUUUUUUGCCUGUGACUUUCACUGUUUGUAUGUACCAACCAACAGAGGGAAUUUCUUUACUUGAAAAAACAAUCUAAGGAAGCUACAAUGGAUAUGCUUCCAAAGACCAAGUACAACCAUUUGCGCAAUGCAUCUGUCAGCUCCAUGGAGGACUCCUUACUCCUGCCACCUUCUACCAGUGUUUCUGGAGAUGAGCUGCUUUCCCCCUCUCCUUUACUCCCCCCUCAGUCCUCAUCCUCCCAGUCCCCAUCCCCAACUCUAUCUCCAUCCCCGUCUGGUCUCCCAGCCUCUGUUUCCUCCAGUUCCCUCACCCCAAUGCUUCCUCCCCAAUCACCAAAUUUGGAUGAUAGUCCCACCACACUUUGCUCAUUUUUUCCUCGAAUGGGUGCACUUAGGCUUUCAGGUCCUGGUGGCUUACUGCCUGGGCUGAGAGUCUCCAGGACUACAGGGCCUUCAGGAGAUGCUACGUCAGAUUUGGAAACUGCAACAGUGUCUCUAACCAACUCGCCCCCACCUCCUCUUCCUCCACAGGAUAUGAACCGACUCGGGGCAGGAGUUCGGCGUACAAGAGUAGAAGGAGGGCAGCUUGGUGGAGAUGAAUGGACCAGGCAUGGAAGUUUUGUUAACAAACCCACUCGGGGGUGGCUUCACCCAGACAGCAUUGUGACCGGACCUGGCGUGUCCUAUCCUGUCAGGUAUAUGGGCUGUGUAGAAGUGCUUCAGUCUAUGAGAGCAUUGGACUUUAACACCCGCACACAAGUCACCAGAGAGGCAAUAGCAGUUGUCUGUGAAGCAGUGCCUGGUGCCAAAGGAGCUAUGAGAAGAAGAAAGCCUACAAGCCGAUCUCUGACGUCCAUCCUAGGGAAGAGCAACCUACAAUUUGCUGGCAUGGCAAUAAACUUGACAAUCUCAACCAGUAGUCUGAACCUAAUGGCCACUGAAUGCAAACAGAUCAUAGCCAACCACCACAUGCAGUCCAUUUCUUUCGCCUCUGGAGGUGACCCAGACACGGCUGAAUAUGUUGCUUAUGUUGCCAAAGAUCCAGUCAAUCAAAGAGCAUGUCAUAUCUUGGAGUGCUCAGAGGGUCGUGCGCAAGAUGUCAUCAGCACAAUUGGGCAAGCCUUUGAGCUACGCUUCAAGCAGUACCUAAAGAACCCCCCCAAACUGGUGACUCCACAUGAUAGGAUGGCUCCUUUUGAUGGAUCAGCUUGGGAUGAGGAGGAUGAGGAUCCAGCGUCUGACAUACAGUACUACAAUGAUUAUCCUGGAAAGGAACCCCCACUUGGAGGUCUUGUGGAUCUCCGAGUACGAGAUGCUGGUUCUGGAGCUCGAAGUGGUGUGUCAAGUGCUACCACCACUGGUGCUACCCUGCCACUUGGAAAUCCUUCUGGAAAUUUGGACAACCAGAGACAAGUUCCCUUAUUGCCAGGUCAAGCCAGAGAGAGGGAUCUCGCUCCCCCGCUACCUGGUGUCAAGCCCUACAGCCGCACAGACCUCUUUGAUGACCCUUCGUAUGUCAAUGUGGAUAAGUCCCGCGCUCACAAUUCCACAGCCAAUGGCAAUGCACAUCGGGACGUCUUUGACAUGAAGCCUUUUGAGGAUGCCUUACGAAUUAAUGCACCUGCUUCAGGUUGUCCCCCCUCCUGCCCUGUGGCUCCCCCUAUGGAGGAACAAUUGCGCCGUGAGAUUUGGUUUCAUGGGAAAAUGAGUCGUAAAGAUGCAGAAAAACUCCUUAAAGCAAAUGGAGACUUUUUGGUGCGGGAGAGUACUACCACCCCAGGACAAUAUGUUCUGACAGGACUACAAGUGGGUCAACCUAAGCAUUUGCUACUUGUGGACCCAGAGGGAGUGGUACGAACUAAAGACCAUCGUUUUGAGAGUGUCAGUCACCUUGUUAGCUACCAUAUGGACAAUCACUUGCCCAUCAUUUCAGCUGGCAGUGAAGUGUGCCUUCAGCAGCCUGUGGAGAGAAGAUCUUGAAGGCAAGCACUCCACAAGCCUUUUUACUCGCCUUCCAUUGCAAACUACAGUGAGAAUUUGCAGUCCCCUCUGGAUGCUUCACUUGAAUACUAAAAGACAAAAUCUAGGUGGGACAAAUCACUGUGAAAAGCCAGAGAGAGAAAAACUGAGAUUCAUCAAUCAAUCUCCAAUCCUGUUGUUUGCUCCAAUAUGACAUUGUAAAGGAUGCAUUUCUUUGUGUAGGUGACUGAAUAUUAUUGCUUCUACUGCCGAUUGUCAGUGGGUAGUGAUUUUCAAAUUCUUAACCCUAAAAAGCAAGUGCUUGAACACACAUUAGAGCACAAAGUUACGGCCAGAAAUACAAAUUUGCGCACAGUGCACACUAAAGCAAGAGGUUGAACCUUCUUGUAUGUAUCGUUUCAUUUAAUGCUUGCUUUUACCACAUCAUUGUUCGUAGCACUGUGCUAGAGACAGGAACUUCAACUCUAGUAAACCAAAGAUCUGUGCCUCGCUUGAAUCUGAAGAGAUGUAGCUUAUGUGAUGAAGCAUGGGUAAAAGACAAAUAUGUACAGUAUAUACAGCAUAUAACAUCAGCCAAAGUCUUCAGAUGCAUAGGCACUGUCUGCUUUUAAAGGUUGUUAAUGUAAAGGAAAAAAUAAAACAAUACUGGAAGAAACAGUGAGCCAGUUUUAAGGAACUACAUGGGCCCCACAUACUGAAAUUAACAGUGUAUGGAAAAUGACAAUGAACAGUUGCUGGCACAAAGUGAAUUGGUAUAAUGAAUCAGCUCAUGUGUCAUUUAUUAGGAGUUUGUUUAUUUUUCUUAGAUGUGUGAAACCAAAAAUUCCAGUAUCUACAUUUUAAACCUUUCACUGUGCCCUUUUCUGGUACAGUAGAUACAUUUAUUUAUCCAUGAAUAAUAAUUUAAGCUGCUGUGAAAGUUUACCAAACAAGAGGUACAUUUUUAAUUAAUACUUUCACUCAGAGAGGGAGGGUUGGUGUCAUAAGAGAGCUCACUGGCAUCAGCCUUGCUGAACAUGACUGCACACUCUUAAGAGGAACAGUUAGUUUUGAUCAGUGUGGAAUCUUCCAUUGUAAAAAGUGGGCCUUCCUCAUAGGAAAAGCACAACAAGUCUGACUGAGUUGGUAGUGUUGUAUUUGUCUUUAUCAAACCUAAAGUGAGUCUCAUGAAGUUGAUAAUAUUUUGUACUUUGGUUGAGCUAAGAGCAGCAGUUUUGAACUGAUUAGCAUUGACAUAAAUGUCAAGACAUCAGUCAAUAAAUGCAGAAAGGAGAGGUCUGAAACAUACUUAAUGCUCCAUGAAGGGGAGAUUUUAAAGGUCAUCACUUGCACUCUGAUUAGCCCUCAAUCAUGUGACUUUCUAUUUCAGCCCCAAGUACAAUUACACCAUCUUGACAAAAAUAAAAUUUAACUGAAUAUUUUAUAAUCUAUUAAGAGGUCAAAGGCUGUUGCUUCACAUGAAGACUGCAUUAGCCUUAACCCAAGUGCCCAAGUUGGUUUUUGACAGGAUACAUUAAAAGGUAACAAUCAGACAGAGGUGGCUUACAUUUGCAAUGAAGCUACACAAAACAGAGUUGGAAAGAGGAAGCUUUACACUGUUGAUUGCUGUUGGCAUUCUAUGCAGGCUCCAGGUGUUCAGCUCUACUACAGACUGAAAAACAAAAGCUAUUUUAAACCUGCUGAUGGAUGGGUCUCUAGCAAAUGCACACGCUUCUAUAUCUGCAGUAAAUUCAGAAAUAUGCUCUUGGGUGACAAAGGCUCUUUUCUGUUGUUCAUUGCUGCUGUGCAUUUUGUGCAUCUUAUAUAAUUUGGUACAGGAUUUUACGUAAUUGCAGGUGGAGGAGGUCCUUGUUUCCAAAUUUCAAUAUUUUAUGUUAAUGUAUAUAUAGAUACAUAUACUUUGUUUUCAUACACUAUGUUAUGACAUUCAUUUUCACUGUUUAAAGAGUAAGUUUUAACUGGGCAAAUAGUCAGCAUUAUGUUGAAACUCAGAAAAGAGUGCCGUCUCUUCUGCUAGCUACAGUACAUUCUUAAGAUUUGCCCACUUUGCAGCUUUUCAAAACUAGAUUUUUUUCCGUCAUUUGAUUUGUAUCAGAAUCAAGUAGAGUCUGCUAGUUUUUGACAAAUAUCUGCAGCUUUUUCCUUAGCAGGCACACUAAUUCUCCACAGUGGUCUGUAUUCUGAAGCACAAACUCCAUUUUUCUCCUCCUUUGCACAUAAUGUGCUUGCAAUCUCUAGUCAAGGUAAAAAAUAUAUAUGAAAUGUGCCUUGGCCCCAACGGUGGCCUAAUCUAAUUUAUGCAAAGGUUUUUACUUUGGCAGGGAACCAAAGUCAGGUUAAAGGGGGAGCCAAGAUCCUGAGCAUGUGGUAGCCAUUACUGUCUGUGUUAGUGUGAAUUGUCCACUUUUAGUACAAGUUUACUUAGUCCCAAAGUCUAUGAAAGCUGAUAGACAAAAUCAUAUUUAGUUGGGUGCAGUGUUUAAAAUCAAGUCAUUUGCCUUACAUUUGGUUAUUUUUUUGAGUAAUGUAUAGGCUAGUGAAUGUUUACACUAAGUGAAAACUUUUAAAAACUUCAGUUGUCUCUUUUUAGUGUUAUGUCAAAAUAACACCAUAGUACAACUGUUCUAAUAAAUUUCUUGUGUGUAGUAGUCAAGAUGGUGUAACUGUUUCACUGACUCAUUAGCAUUUUCUGCCAAUAUAAUUCUCAGUAAUAUGUGCAUUUAUAACUUUUAAUGAACCUAUACACCUACUAAUUCUUUUGUUUUUUUUUUAAGUAGAAGAGCAUAAGAAAUUUGACAAACGAGGAGACCGUUCAGGCCAUCAGGCUUGUUUGUUUGACUGGUAGCUAAACAGUCCCAAUAUCUCAUGCAGACACUUCAUAAAAGUUCUCAAGGUUUCUAUUUCAACUGCAUGGCUCAGUAGUUUGUUUCAGAUUCUCACAACUCUUUGCCUAAAGAAGUGCUUCCUUAAUUUAGUCCUAAGUGCACCUCCCUUAAUUUCUGCUGGUGUCCUUGAGUACAUAAUUCACUGUUUAGCUGAAAUAAUUCUGUUAAAUCUAUUUUAUCAGUGCCUUUGAGACUUUUGCAGACUUGCAUUAAGCCCCCAUGUAGUCUAUUCUGCUCAAGAUUAAGACCGAUGUAACUCUGAGUCUGUCAAAGUAGGACAUGUCCUUAAGUCCAAGGAUGCACCUGUUUGCUCUCCUCUGCACAGCUCCAAGUGCUACUAUGUUCUUUUGGAAGUGCGGUGACCAGAACUGCACACAAUAUUCCUGAUGCGGUCUUACAAUUGCAUUAUACAGUCUUAGUAUAACAUCCUUUGAUUUAUUUCCAACAUGUUUAAUGAUUUAACCUAACAUUUUAUUUGCCUUUUUAAUCACUUCUGCACACUGCUUAGGUCAUGAAAAUGUUGCUUCUACAUAAACCCCUAAAUUGUUUCUAGAAAGUGCUUCCUGUAGGACAGUGCCUCCCAUCUUGCAUUUAUAAUUGAUUUUCCCUUUUCCCAUGUGUAGCACUUUGCACUUUUCUGUAUUGACACUGCUUCUCUUUUUUAAAUGAAAAAUUUGUAAUUCUUGGUAAAAUAGUAUUGCAUUAGAUUUAUUUGUAAUACCAUUGGGGAAAGAUAAAAAAAAAGGUUUCCAGUAAAAUGCAAAGAUGUAUUAAAGUAGCCAGACCUGAAGAAGGCAAUGAUACAAGAAACACCAAUGCAGACAGUAAAGGCUAGAAAUGCACUUGUAAAGUUGAUGAGCAAACGUUGAACUUUUUGUUUGUUCCUUGCUCAGUUUGGAACUCUUUGUGACAGUGUGUGCAGAAAAAUUCAAAUUGGUGGGCCAGGCCUCCUCCAUGUGAUGUAUGUGAUGCAAACUCAUCCUUGAUGUGAGUGGGGAAAAAAAUGCAAAGUCACAAUUUGAAAAGGUAACUUUUGCAAAAUUGCUUGCAAUGUCACACAAGGGACAAAAUGCAUUAGAAUACCUGGAAGAAAUGAUUUAGGGUGGUACGUUUGCUAUGGGCUCCUUGUCAGAUAUGAGACUUUCUCUGCUUUGCUAAGCAGCACAAAGCACAUACCAUUUUCAUCCCCCUCUUUUGUUUUGAAGUUCCUUGACGCUGUGCAUCACAACACUGCCUGAGCAACUAAUAUGUAGCACAUUACUUUUGGAAACUGAAGCACAGUUUGACCCAAUUCAAUGUCAGGAAAGGGAAAUGGUUAUUCUGUAGCACAAGCAUUGUAUGGUAACCUAGCAUUUUGGUUAAAAUUGGUGGGCUUCUGCAGUAAUCACAGUAACUUUCUGGGUCAAGAGGAGAAUGUUUGCUUUUCAGAGGUGUGAUGCAAGUACUGUAGGUGGGAGAGAAAGACAUUGCAUUAUGUGAAACCCUUGGCUGCUUUUUGACAUUGGUUCCCCCUUUUGUGUUGCUUUUAUCUUCUAUGUGUCCAUAUGUUCACAUUUUUUGUACCUGUAUCUAUUUUUCAAAUAUGGCUCUUGGAACUGACCAGUUGCCAAGAGAGAAUAUCGAAAGAAUGGCAGUGCCCCUGUGGACUUGGCAGGAUCUGUGUUCCUAUUUAAAAGCAAGUCUUGAAAUGUCUCUUGGGUAUAAUGAUGGACAACAAAUAGAUUAGAUUUGGGGCGUUAUUAGUGCAGCUUUAGUACAUAUUCAUGUGUGGUUAUGUGUUAGGGGCCCAUUGACUCCUAAAGAACAGCUAGACUGUCAUUAAGAAUCAUUCUCCAUCCCUACAGGCUGUGACUAUGUUAAAUAAAAAAAAAUCUCAUCAGUUAAAUCAGUUAUAAAGAAAAUUAAUAUGAGAGUUACUGGCCAUUUUGUCUAAAAUAAUUUAAAUACAUUAAAAUAGUGUAACAAGUUAGUGUGAAUGUGAUGUUUUAAAAACCCGUGGAAGCUCAUGUACUCAGAGGGAUCACCUCACCUUUUUGGUUUAGAUCAUGCUGGGUUAUCCAAAGUAGAUCUUAGGCCCAAGUCCACACAGCAAAUGAGUCAAUAGCUCGUAAGCCCUUGUGUGCUCUGCAGCACCAACCGAGUUACAUAAGGAAAACUAAAGGAUUGAGGGGCAAGUAGGUACUGAAGUGGCAAUCUGGGUUUCUACUUUUGGCCCAAGAGCCCGCCCUUGUGAUAACCGCUGUUUUUUUCAAUUGUGCAGCUGUCUUGCAUGUCCAUGGAUUGUACUCUGACGCCAAAGCCGAGUUCUGAAAUGGGAAUCACUGCAUAUCCUGCUCUUGAUUUACAAUUCAAGAACUGAAAAAAAAUGUUUAUCAUAAUAGGUGGAAGUGCUUAUAAUGUAUUAUCUAUAUUUUUUAAUAUUUUUAUUUGUUCUGUUGUUGAGUUUUGAUGUUUCUUACUGUAUGUGUUAUUCUGUAUUAAAGAUGUCCUGCUGCCCACAUGCAGCAGCAAAAUGAAGAAGAAA